This is a messenger RNA of Gadus morhua (Atlantic cod), 5215 nucleotides long. RefSeq names its product DAB adaptor protein 1a (gene dab1a). The transcript is spliced from 18 exons. The coding region runs from base 755 to 2635 and encodes 626 amino acids. The record is from RefSeq and is a predicted model, not a curated record. Lineage: Eukaryota; Metazoa; Chordata; Actinopteri; Gadiformes; Gadidae. Gene Ontology annotation, cellular component: intracellular membrane-bounded organelle; cytoplasm. Gene Ontology annotation, biological process: neuron migration.
GCAACUUCAGCGGCAGCAGCCGAUCGAGGGGACCAGCAAGUACGUGUGUGUCUGUGUGUGUGUGUGUGUGUGUGUGUGUGUGUGUGUGUGUGUGUGUGUGUGUGUGUGAGUGAGUGUGUGUGUGUGUGUGUGUAUGUGACAGAGCGAGAGAGCAGAGAGGAGGAGGAGGAGGGAGGGAAACAAGCAGGAAAAACGCGCUGGAAGCUUGACAUACUUUUGUGGGCAUGUGAAAAGAUGUAACUCAUCUUGGGAAGGAAUCUCCCGGGAUGGGAAACUGGAUUAUUGCUCCCCUUACCGAGACAGCGUGGUGGACGUCCGAGUAGGCGAACCGGGGACACACACACAACGGAAUGACUGGAUUCUAACCUUUCGCAGAAUGGGAACUUACUCUGCUCGAUUUUCGUUGAGUGAAAAGUGUUGUUACCUCUCACCGGCGGCUCUUUCCCCACUUACUGCUUGGUCUUCCAGUGGGGCAGAUAGGCGUGUGGACAUUAUCCCCAUGGACUCCUAAACAGCUGCUCUCCUUGGCCGCAUGUGGGAUGUCUUGUCAGGGCUAGGGUCCCUCCCCUUUCUCCCAUGAGCCUCCUGUGUGCCCACGCACACACCUGGCGCCUCCCCCUCCGCUCUUCCGGCGCCCGCCCAUACGCACGCACUCGUGCACUAACACCCGUGGCAUCGACGCGGCCGUGAACCGGAGCCCUCCGAGCCCAGCAGUGCCCUGUGGAGUCGAGGCCAGCCCGCGUGGAGCCUGAGGAUGUCAACAGAGACCGAGCUGCAGCCAGCGCUCAGGCCGGGUACUGUCAGACGCGACUCCAAGCGGAAAGGACAGGAUCGCAGUGAGGCAGCGCUCAUCAGGCGCUUUAAGGGUGAUGGCGUCCGCUACAAGGCCAAGCUCAUCGGCCUGGACGAGGUCACUGCCGCCCGCGGAGACAAACUCUGUCAGGACUCAAUGAUGAAGCUCAAGGGUAUGGCCGCGGCCGGGCGCUCUAAAGGAGAACACAAGCUGAAGGUGUUCCUCACUGUCUCCUUUAGCGGCAUCAAGAUCUACGAUGAGAAAUCAGGGGUCCUCCAGCAUCACCAUGCGGUACAUGAGAUCUCCUACAUCGCCAAGGAUAUCACCGACCACCGAGCCUUCGGCUACGUCUGCGGGAAGGAAGGAAACCACCGCUUUGUGGCCAUCAAGACCGCCCAGUCGGCAGAGCCAGUGAUCCUGGAUCUGCGGGACCUGUUCCAGCUCAUCUACGAGAUCAAACAGCGUGAGGAGUUGGAGAAGAAGGCUCAGAAAGACAAGCAGUGUGAACAAGCUGUCUAUCAGACAAUUCUGGAGGAAGACCUUGAGGACCCUGUGUACCAGUACAUUGUGUUUGAGGCGGGACAUGAACCCAUCCGUGACCAAUCAGAGGAAAGCAUUUAUCAGGUUCCGACCAGUCAGCAGAAGGAGGGAGUCUAUGACGUCCCAAAGCGACACCCAAACGGGCAGCAACGACCUUCUCAUAACCAUGAACAUCAUCAUUAUCAUCGUCAUCAUCAUCAGCCACCAUCCUCAGAACCACCACCUGAACCUGCCCAGCCACAGGGGGCAGUGGCAGACCUGAUAGAUUUAACCUUUGGAAUGGUGACCCAGAAUAUUAACCAACUAGAGCUUUUUGGAGACAUGUCCACUCCCCCGGAUAUCAUCUCUCCAUCCACCCCCGCCUCUCCCGCCAAUACCCUGCUAGACCCCUCCCUGGGCCUGCAGCCCCCCUCAGAACUCUUUGCCUCCUUCAGCCCCACCUCUUUGCCCUCAGGUUAUGUGACCAUGGGAGCCGUGCCUCCAGCCCACUGGUCCCAGCAGGCCUUCGCCGCCCAGGCCCCCCUGGCAUUCGGGGUGCAGUCUCCCCUGGGCCAGGUGCUGCCGGGGGGCCAGCCCCUUAUUUGGGGCCAGGCCAACCUGUUCCCCGCCACGCAGCAGCAGUGGGCGGCCAUGGCGGCCGGAGCCUUCCCUCCAACAGCCUACCUCCCUGGCCAGCCCGUGGGGCCCCUGCCUGCCGCCAUGUUCCAGACCCUGGCCCAGAUGGCGGCCAUCCCCUCCCCCACCGGUGACGGCCAAUCAGGUGUGGCCGCCGCCGCCACCGCCACCGCCACCGCAGGCGCAUCGGCCCUCUCGCCAUCGGCACUGUCGAGUCCCCUGCGCCAGGAACGUGCCGCCCUGAAGAUGAGCAAGGAGAUGUUUAAGGACUUCCCCCUGGCGAGGGCUCCAGCCAUGCCGGGCCCGAAGACGGGGCAGCCCAAUCUAGCAGGAACCUCUGAUGCUUUCAGCAGCUACUUCAACCGAGUGGGCACCGCCCAGGACACAGACGACUGUGACGACUUUGACAUUUCUCAGAUGAAUCUGACACCUGUCACCUCUACAACGCCCUCCACUAACUCACCGCCAACAUCGGCCCCCAGGCAGAGCUCCCCCUCCAAGUCCUCACAUGUCAGCGACCCCCCAACCGACGCAACGGACCCCCCUACGGAUGACUCGUUUGGCGAGGUAGAGGGCAGCCCUAGUCGCAGUGGCGAGGAGGACCCUGCGUGUAGUUCUGGUUCUCCCUGCCCCAGCGAGACGACAGAGCCUUGUCCUGACCAGGCCAGUCCAGAGGCAGGGAGCUAGACAACCGCAGGGAAGGAAAUGGAAGGACCCGCUCUAUGCCCAGGUCAACAAAGGGAAAAAAUAAAAAAGCUACAAGAGACGUCAGAACCAGACCAGCAAUUGGCAAACCAACAGAAACCUUCAGUGUGUGCGUGUAUGUGCUUGUGCAAGUGUGUGUGUCUGUGUGUGUGUGGGUGUGGGAGUGUGUAAAGCCCGACUCUGCCCCUGCACGGUACCACUGCCAUUCCUCCUCUCCAAUGUCUAACAACCUCCCCAGAGAAAGCUCCUCUAGCCCACGUACCUUCAUCUCCUCCUCCGCCUCCUCCUUCUCCUCCUCCUCCUCAUCUCGGCUGCCCUCGCUCUCCCUGUAAAGGACAGAGAGAGUUAGCGAGAGCGAUAGAAAGACCUAUGGUUGAUUCCUCUUAUAUGAGAUCUGUCACCAAAUGCUCUUCCCUCCUGCUCCUCAAUCUGUACCAAUACCAAGGGCCAACACUUACAGACAGACCUGCUCCACCUACACCCAUCCAGCCCUCCCCUUCUCUCUUUGCUUCUCUCUCUUACUCGCUCCUCCUCCUACGCCUCUUCUUCCUCCUCCACCUCUGACAUUUCCCAUACCAGAGUUGUGGCCAGAUCGAAGCCUCAUCCAUCCACCUAUGCGUGUGUGUGUGUGUGUGUGUGUGUGUGUGUGUGUGUGUGUGUGUGUGUGUGUGUGUGUGUGUGUGUGUGUGUGUGUGUGUGUGUGUGUGUGUGUGUGUGUGUGUGUGUGUGUGUCUCUGUGUGUGUGUGUGUGUGUGUGUGUGUGUGUGCGUGCAUGUGCGCGGCAAACACAGACUACACUACUCAACUCAUAAACACACACUGAGACUGGAAGGUAUAAGAGCGACCAUAUUUUAUGUACACGCAAAUGAAUUAAUGCGUGUAGCAGAGAUCCAGUGGAGGAGCUAGAUUCUAAUGGGCCUACCAGGACAAAUCUACUGCUUCUGCUUGGAAGAUCCCUCCACCUGAUUGGUCGGGCGUUUUUUUGUUUCGUUUUUUCCCCAUACAUGUGAGUGUCUGCUGGAUCAAUAUGCAGAAAAAGACAACUGGAGCUAGACACAUACAAAUACAUACACUUCCAUACAUAGACAUGCACUUACAGACAGGUACAGGGGACGUGUGUGGGUUCAGAGCCAAUAUGUUGGUGUUCAACACUCCUACACCCACGAAGACCCAGAAAGACAUACAUAUACGUGAAUCAGACACCCGGACAAACACACACAUUCAAAUAAUAAAAUCAGACAUUACUACAUAUAAACCUAUCAAAAUACCACUUAACACACACGCAAACAUUUGAUUGGCCAAACAGGUGUAAGUGGCCAGCUGGACACAGGCCAGAGGACUAGACGUGCUACAGAAUGGGAUCUGUGAAGACAUGGAUGUUGCAAAUCAAACUGAUUCUGUGAUUGAACUGUUCACUCUCUAUAGCUUUUGUACAAUACAAAUGAAAAAGAAAUGAACAAAUAAAUGAAGACAAAAAAAUGAUUUUUUAUUUUAUAAGUCAAAUCCGGCCACCGGGGGCAGCUCUAUAGGAGUUAUAAAGUGUACAUGGCUUUAAGGCAUCUGAUCCAUGGUUUGCCAAGCUCAUUUUGUAAAUAAUGAUAACAAGAAUCAUUUGGUCCAGCGGACUUCUGUGCUAUAAAAUAGGAAGGCUUCCGUUAUGCAAAUUCUUUAUAGAUUUUACCCAAGCAAUAUCAACGUUCGUCCUCUACUUAUGUUUCCGGGUCCUGUCUCAAAGCGCCCCCUCCCCCAACCCUCACCCCUGGCUUCAGUCCCCUGAGCCUCGUUUCACACAACACCAUUGUUUCUCGUCUUAACCCUUUGUUGCCCAACAUAAGGUCCCAUUACCCCCUACACUGCACCGGUGUAUCAAAGUUAGCAUGACUGCUCAUGUGACAGCAGCCGCUUCGCCAUGUGACUUGUAGAACCCCCUCCCCUGCUCUACGUCCCAUCACGUGUAGAACCCUCUCCCCCGCUCUGUCACACCUAGCUGCUCCAUCCUCAUUACCUGAUUCAACCCCCCGCCCGGUCCGCCCACCUCGUAGCGUCCCAUUCCUGAGUCCAGCGACCCUGCUGUACAUGAGCGUCUCACCGGGGGGGGUGUUAGUCGUUCGUUGGUACAUCCCCACCGCUGGGCUAUCCGUCUCUCUGGUUCCAGAACAUCUGCAUCCAGGCCUCAACUCGAAGCCAGUGACUCCUUAUUUUAUGGCCUCCAGUCCGCUGCCUCAUUUGAUUUCUCUUUUAUUUAUUUUGAAUUUUUGGACUUAUUGAUUUUGGUGUUGAUUAUCUUGAUUAACAAACAAAAUGAUUGAGCGAAAAGUGAAAUGGAUUUAAAAAGGGAAAGCGUUGUUUUUGAGUCCGUAACAUUUCUAGACCCUGUUUUAACUUUUACCUCAGCUAACGGUUUCUUAAGCGUCAAAAUUGACAUGUCAUUUUUUUAUCAUUAUGAAUAUGAUGCAUCCUACAGUGGAUUUUUAGAUGAUUUUGCUUUUUUUCUCUUUUGUUUUGACCUUACGUAUUCCACAAUGUAUUACUGUUGCAAAUAAACACAUCCCAAAUGACUAA